Messenger RNA from Purpureocillium lilacinum, 810 nucleotides. RefSeq lists its product as uncharacterized. The record is from RefSeq and is a predicted model, not a curated record. Gene Ontology annotation, molecular function: S-adenosylmethionine-dependent methyltransferase activity. NCBI's taxonomy places the organism in Eukaryota, Fungi, Ascomycota, Sordariomycetes, Hypocreales, Ophiocordycipitaceae.
AUGGCGCAAAACAUCUACGACCGUCAAGACUUCUUCGACGCCUACGACAAGUACAUCGACCGCUCCUCCAAGGACGUCGACACCGACCCGGCCUGGAACCGCCUCGCGCCCCUCGUGCCCCCCGUCGCGGGCCUCGACGUCCUCGACCUCGGCUGCGGCAGCGGCUGGUUCUGCCGCUGGGCGGCCGCCCACGGCGCGCGCUCCGUCCUGGGCGUCGACGUCUCCGAGAAGAUGCUCGCCAAGGCCCGCGGGCUCUCCGCAGCGACGACGACAACAGAGGAGCACGCGCGCAUCGAGUACCGCCGCGCCGACCUCGACGAGCUUACCCUCCCGGAGAGCGACACCGCGCGCUACGGCCUCGUCUUUAGCUCCCUUGCGCUGCAUUACCUCGCUGACCUGCCGCGCGUCGUGGCCCUCGCGCAUCGCGUCCUUGCCCCCGGCGGCUUCUUCGUCUUCAACGUCGAGCACCCCAUUUACACGGCGCCGCGGAACCCGCGCGUCGUGCGCGCCGCGCCCGUCGCUGAUGAGAAUUCGCAGGGCGCCAGUGACGACGCGCAAGGGGAGCUCUGCUGGCCGCUGACCAGCUACGGCGACGAUGGCGAGCGCGUCGUCGACUGGCUCGCCAAGGGCCUGCGCAAGUACCACCGCUCCGUGACGGGGUACAUGGACGUGCUCCUCGCGCAGGGCUUCCUCGUCCGCGCGUUCAAGGAGUUUUUCCCCACCGAGGAAGAGCUGGCGAGCGGGAGGGCAGACGAGGUGGAGAAGCUGCGGCCGUUGUUUCUCAUGAUGAGCCUACAGAAGCAGAAUUGA